CGUUUGCAACUGGCCAUGGACGCCAGCGGAACGAGCGGCUCGGGCUCGUCGCGAAGCCCGUCCAACCCAAAUUUCCCCAAAAAUCUGGUCCGAGCCCUCCUCCUGAUACUCCCGACCCUGUUCCUCGUACCUUGGCUGUCCACAAUUACCAAAACGCCAUCGCCUCUCCCUUCUUCGCCGGGCCCCAUCAUGCAGUCCCCCUCCCUCUUCUUCUCCGCCAAGCCCAUCUCCCCUUCUCCGGCCCCUCGCGUCCGCGCCCUGUACACCGCGAAUCCGCCGCCGUCCACCGCCGUCGGCAGCGACCCCGGCUCCAUGGCCGCGUCAGGCCCCAAGUGGGCCCAGAAGACCAUCACCCUCCCUCCCCAGCGGCGCGGCUGCCACCUCGUCACUCCCAAGAUUGUGAAGGAAAUUGGACAAGACUUGUCAGAAUUCAAGUGUGGCCUUGCACAUCUUUUCCUGCAGCACACAAGUGCAUCUCUUACCAUCAAUGAGAAUUACGACUCAGAUGUUAGGGAUGAUACAGAGACAUUUCUCAACAAGAUAGUUCCUGAGGGUAGAUCUGCACCUUGGAAGCAUACAAUUGAGGGUCCUGAUGACAUGCCAGCUCAUAUAAAAUCUUCCAUAUUUGGCUGUACCCUCACGAUACCAAUUACAAAUGGGAAGCUUAACAUGGGAACCUGGCAGGGAAUAUGGCUUUGUGAGCAUAGAGACCAUGCCACUGCCCGGUCUGUGGUAGUAACCCUUAAUGGAAUAUGAGGUGGCUUGAUUUAGCAAUUGGUUUUUGCCCUGGUGUAAAGUAAACUGAAAGAGGGAUGGAGUUCUUGCUUGAUGUUUAUGUCAAUUGCUAAAUGUAAUGAUCACUUUGCAACUUGUUCUGCAAUGACUAUUGUGGCAUGUGUCAUGAUCAUAAGUGUGUGCGGGAAGUGAGCAUUUUGACAUGGGUGAAUGAUGAUGCAUUCGCUUGGAUGAUCAUGCUUCAAUGAGCGACAAUGUAGCAUAGCUAUGUGCUGUUAUUAUCGAGUUAAGAUUCCAUUGAAAUGACCUCCCGAAGGCUAUAUAGCAGAUGUCGGAAAAGUUUCCCA
Molecule: messenger RNA, 1082 nt
Organism: Eucalyptus grandis
Lineage: Eukaryota; Viridiplantae; Streptophyta; Magnoliopsida; Myrtales; Myrtaceae
Product: UPF0047 protein YjbQ
Exons: 7
Coding region: 16-756 (246 amino acids)
Source: RefSeq, a predicted model, not a curated record